UGACCUGUCCUUUGACUGAUUGUGAUGCUAGUACCCACAUAAGAAGAAUAAAAAAUUAUCACUGCACAUAUAGACAGUGCCCUAGCAGAAGUCUCAUUUCUAAAUAUUUCCUCCCAGCAGGUAUAUAAAUAUACACAAAAAUCCAGUUUGUAUUUUGCUAAUUACUUCUUCUUUUACUGGGUGUAGUGCUGGUAGAGUUUUUAUGACCUGUUGCUUAGCAACUUUUAUCAACAGCAGCAAAGCACUUUCCCUUUCCUUAACCUUGUUAAAGUUAGGCUUGAUCACCUUUAGCACUCAUCAGCUGAGGAAAAUUAUUUCUAAAGUAAGGUAAAGUUGCUGCUCAGCAUCUAUGAGCUGCAUCCAGGAUGAGCUAUCUCUUCUUAUCUCCUGAAUUGCCUUUGCCCUUUAGUCCUCUCUCUCCUCAAGCUUUUAAAGAAAUCCAACGCCAUGCUGGGGAAGCCUGGAGACAGGAGGCUCAAAGAGAGGCUAACUGUGCGACAACCUAUUCUGCUGGUUAUGGAAAAAAGGAGCUGGCUGACCCCACAAGGUGGAGCACCAAACCCUCCUCUCCUACCAGGAUAAACAGACCUCAUCCACCAGAAGUAUUUAUGGUAAACCAGCUUCAUUAUAUACCUGGAUAUUACAACAGUGAUAAACAAACUGCUUCAGAUGACAAAGGCAAAUGCUAUGAAUAUCCAGGUUACAGAGACGAUUCAAAGUAUCUCGGACAACGAGUAGUGUAUCAAAAUAUGUACUGUGGUGCUUCAAAGCCACAUCAGGCAGCUCAGAACAGGAUAAAAAAUGCCAGUGAAAAUGGGGGCAGAACGAUUAAGAACAUGAAAAAUUUUGCAGUGGAGAGUCAGAAGAUGCAGACUACACCACACAAGAAACAGCUGAAGUGGAGAGCGCGAGGCAAUCUUUUCUCAAACGUGACUGAUUAUGCAGCCAGGGCCAUGUAAAAAAUAGAAGCACCUUUCCUAGAACAUAACUAGUUACCAAUUGAUGCAGGAGCAGGAUUAAACACAAGACUGAAAAAGCAUGAUAAAGCAUUGUCGUAAUCACUACUAGGUGCUAACAUGGUACCCAAGGAUUAGAAUAUUUGCUCUAGGAAUACAACCAAGAAUUCUCCAGCUAAUUAGAAGUUUAUACCAUGUCUUGAUUUGCACUGAAGAUUGCUUUGAAUAAAAGAAUUCCCUCAUUA
This is a messenger RNA of Caretta caretta (loggerhead turtle), 1201 nucleotides long. It is a transcript of the gene C4H4orf51, whose product is annotated as chromosome 4 C4orf51 homolog. NCBI's taxonomy places the organism in Eukaryota, Metazoa, Chordata, Testudines, Cheloniidae. The record is from RefSeq and is a predicted model, not a curated record.